UCUCCCUCUCCAUUCCCCCAAAUCCGCCAGCCUGCUCCUGUCACGGGUCGGUUCGUCUAUCUUUACGGCUCGAUUUGGAAGGCAAUUCCACCAUCAGGGGUUCCCACACUUGGACAUGGCUCCCAGACUCCAUUUGGUCCGCCACGCAGAGGUGCGAUUCAUGGCCAUUGGCUUCCCCCAUUCCUGACUUGACCGACAAUCAACUCUAGGGCUUGCAUAAUCUCGGCAUAGCCUACUGGUCUCUCGAGGACCCGCCUCUGACCGCGAAGGGCAGGGAGCAGUGCUCCAAGCUCAGAGAGCAUUUUCCCUCGCAUCCCAGCGUUGAACUUGUCGUAUCGUCGCCCAUGCAUCGUGCCAUCGCGACUGCAGUGGAGAGCUUCCAGCCGCUGUUUGAUCGUCUCCCGGACUCCAGGUUGGUGGCACUGCCGGAUCUCCAGGAGAUCAGCAGCUUCCCCUGCGACAUUGGAAGCGAAGUGACCGCACUUCAAGCGAAAACGGAGGACUUGGGCGCUCACAUAGAUUGGAGCCAUGUGGAGGACGGGUGGACGAGCAAGGACGGACGAUACAAGCCCACCAGAGAAGCGAUUCAGGAGCGGGCUCGUGCCGCCCGGCGGUGGCUCUAUGAGAGGCCAGAAAAGGAGGUGGUGGUAGUCACCCAUGGGGCCUUCUUACACUUCCUGACCGAGGAUUGGGAAGACAGUUGUGUGUACGAAGGGACGGGCUGGGCCAACACCGAGUAUCGCACGUAUGAGAUGGCCGCCGCUCCGGAGGAUGACGAAAUCUCGCUGGUGGAGUGUGACAGCUCGCGGGUCCGCCGUGGCAAGACUCACGGGGCAUCUUCACGAGAUGAACAAAGUCGAUUGUAUGGGAUGGCGCUGCAAGGGUGGGAGGAACAGGGCUACUUGUUGAAUGGGAUCACCCAGACGGCGGUAGUGGGAUAGGG
Aspergillus brunneoviolaceus CBS 621.78 is the source of this 943-nucleotide messenger RNA. RefSeq lists its product as uncharacterized. The coding region runs from base 345 to 941 and encodes 198 amino acids. Lineage: Eukaryota; Fungi; Ascomycota; Eurotiomycetes; Eurotiales; Aspergillaceae. The record is from RefSeq and is a predicted model, not a curated record. The transcript is spliced from 2 exons.